AUGGCCUGGGAGCCUGGCCUGGCCUGGAUCGUCUUCUUGCAGUCAGUCGUGCUCCUCGGCAUGCACAGUCUUUGCAGCCGGUGCGCUCUUCGGAUAAGUUGGGUGGAGCCGACGAUGAUGACGAUGGUCUGGGACACCGUGGAUGAGGGGUUUCUCUUGUUUGGGGGACUGGGCAAUGGACCCGUGGCUGGCAUAGAGCCAUUCUGGGACUUCCGCAACGACCUGUACUUCUACAGCGUGACUCUGAAUGCGUGGACUAUCAAAUCAGCAGUUGGGGCGCCAGAGCGGCGCAUUGCACAUACUGCUGUGCUCGAUCCGGAUACCAGGAUGAUGUAUGUGUUCGCUGGGCAGAACGCAAGCGUAAACGAACAGUCCCCCGAGACUUCUUUCAGUGACCUGUAUGGCUAUGACCUGGCGACGGACACAUGGACAGAGCUGGCCGCGGCAAGUUCCGAGCGAUCGAGGCACUCCGCAGUCUGGGACAGCGAACGGAGCCAGAUGAUAGUCUUUGGCGGCGUUGAUGCUUAUGGAAACAAGUUGAAUGACGUUGAGACGUAUAAUCCGAGCUCUGACUCUUGGAAUGCUCCGAGCGUUUCUGACCCGAAGCCGUCUGCGCGCUUCGGGCACGUUGCUGUGUGGGACUCCUCGUCCAACGUGAUGCUGAUGUGCUGCGGGCGUGGUUCGCAAUCCUACAAGCCAUACACCGGCACAACGGACAACACAAACAACGACUUAUGGAGCUAUUCUACAGGCCCCGGGGGUGGAUGGACUGAGCUGGUGCAGUCUGGGAGCUUCACCCAGCGAAAGGAUUUCUCACUGGUCUGGAAUCCCACAACCGGCUCGUUGGUGGGGUUUGGCGGAGACUGGUCGCUCGGCAUCCUCGACUCCCUCUGCCUCUACACCAACGCGACCAACAGCUGGAGUGAGUACACAAUCACUGGCCCAACUGAACGCUUUGCUCACGCCGCGGUCUGGAGCCCUACAGACGACCAGCUCUAUAUGUUUGGGGGGAUCGACGCCAUCAGCACAGUGGAUGAAUUUUGGAGGUUGGAUUCUGUCUUGACAAGUACGAGCUCUUCCUCUAGUAUCUCCGUGAGCACCAGCUCUUCAUCCAGCACAAGCUCCUUGAGCGUGACCUCUUCCAUCUCCAGUACUGCCACGGCCACUACGACCACUACGACCACGUCCGCAAGCACCACCUCCCAAACCACCUCCCAAACCAGCUCCAAAACCACCUCCACCACCACGACCUAUACCUCUGAGACCUCCACGACUCCCACCUCUCACACAUCCACGACCUCCACCUCUCACACAUCCACGACCUCCACCUCUCAGACAUCCACCACCUCCAUGACCUCCUCCUCCUCCUCCUCCUCUGAGACCUCCACCUCGUCUAGUACAUACACGUCCAUCACAUCGUCGUUCACAACCUCCGCAUCUACCACGUCCAGGCUCGGCACCUCCACAUCUGUGACGUCCACUUUCACCACUUCCACUUCGACUGCCCCAGCCUUUGCACAAUCCACCGUCACCGCCUCAUCAACAACUUCUGUCUCCAGUCUUUCUUUAACCGCUAGCACGACAGUGACGUCAUCGACUUCGGCAGCUUCGCUGUCUACAGCUUCCAGGAGUACAACGAUGACAGAAAGCUCAACUGCUACAACAACCCUGUCUGCAACAACUAGCAGAGGUGCCUCUACAACAAGCUCCAGUUCAGCCACAUCGCUCUUCUCAACUUCCAUCUCGGCAACAGGAAGCUCCACCAUCACGGAGGCAAGCAGGACCGAAACCAUGACAGCAACGACUUCCCGUGCAUCGUCAAGCAGCACUUCCACAAGCUCGUCUUCUUCCACGCGCUCAGGCCUCGUUGUGACAUCCUCGUCUACUUCGACGUCCAUGUCAACGUCCAGGACGAAGGACGUCAGCGUGGGCACAGUUGUGGAGCGGCUGUCUCAAGUUGAGCAGGCCGAGCAAGGCAUCGUGAUGGGUCUGCUUGAAUUCCUCAUCGGCAGCAACACCUCCGACGUGGUGGCCAAUGCCUCAAACGCCUCGACGGGAGUUUUGGGCUACGUGUUUUCAAAUGAUGAAGAUGCUGCAGUGCAUGCUUGGGCUUUGGCCUCAGCUCCCCCGAACGAAACGCUGGCUCCACCGCUGGUUCUGGAUGCAGGAACGUUUGGUUUGGUGGUGCCGCCGGAAGCCCUUGAGCAAGUUGCAACGCUGGCCGCCGACGUGGGCCUCCCGCGGGAGGUGGUGCUUCUCACCAUCAGCAGCUUCGAAGCUACGCCAGAGUUGAACAGCAGCAACAGCUCCUUGAUCUCGGAGCCGGUGCACGUGAGCUUCCGUGCAGCGGACGGUCAGCGCCUUCGGGUGAGUGGGCUGAGAAAGCCUUUGGAGCUGAGGUUUGAGGGCCUAGAGCGCUUCAAUGAAAGCGCUCUCCAGCAGGCUCGAUGUGUGUUUUGGGACGAAGAUGCUGGCAGCUGGUCCAGGGAAGGAUUGGCACGCUCUGAGCAGUCAGACGGGUUUGUGUGCCUCACAAGCCACUUGACGAUCUUCGGGGUUGUGUUUCUGGAGGCGGUCGGCAGGGCCUUCCGGUGCUCUUCAGCUUCCGACGUCUUGUCCGUUGAAGGCCUCCAGAACUUGGGGACGACCCGCUGGCUGACGUAUGCAGCCACAAUCGUCACCUUCGUGUUCCUGGCCGCUUUUGCUGCUGCCAUGGGCUGGGGAGCGCACCUGGAUGUGAAGACGAAAAGAGCCUUCUCUGAAGCUGAGGUGGAGGCCGUGCUCCUGGUGAGCCGUUCCGAGGAGCGGGCUUGGGAAGAAGAGUGGCUGCGGCACGGCCGCAGCGCGCUCUGCUGCUGGUGCCUCACCAGCGCUUUUGAGAAGAUGGCCUGGUUGGUCAGCAUCGUCUUCGAGUUCGAGGCCACGGAUGACGUGGGUAAGUUUGCGAAUCCCCAGGCUACUACGGUGAGUCGCUGCAUCUCUCUGCUCCAUUCCUACAAGGCGGGCGCCUGCCGCGAGAGCAUCUCGGUAGUGAUGGCCUCCAGCGGGGAGCGCAAGCUCCGGUCAGGGUCCCCAUGUGCCGUGCAGGGCGAGCGCAGCACCUCCUCCCACGCGUCCGCGAUCUCGGAGACCUGGGAUGUCCAUUAUCACGGGGUGAGAGCUGUGAAGCAGUAUCUGUCUGCCUCCUGGUGCAGUCGGGUGACGAUGCUGCUGCCGUGCCUGCACCCGUGGCUGCGGCUGACGCUCAUGAGCUUCUUCAGCUCUCACGCCAUGCGUGCAGCCCUUGUAGUCCUCAAGGUUACGACCUCAGCCUUCGCAAAUGCCCUGUUCUUUACGAGCGCGGCGCAGGCGAGAGAUUCCGAUGACGAAUGCGUUGCGGAACACCCCGUCGGUGAGAAGCUGCUGACCGCACUCGUUGUUGGUCUUUCUUCCGCGUGCCUCAGUGAUGUCCUGGUGAUAGUGUUGGCCGUGCUCCAGCAACGUCGGGUGCUGGUGCGAGACCUGUGGACGGCAGAGAUGAAGGCAAGACAGUUGCGGCGCUGGCGCAUAAGGAGGCGGCUCUUCUGGUUUGUUUGGUUUGGUGCCUGUAUCUUCUCCAUUCUCUACAUAUUGUCUUUCCUUGCGAAUGUGAGCGAAGCUGAUGCUGCGGAAUGGCUGGAAAGCAGCGGGGUCAGCGUUUUGCAAGAUAUCCUUUUCAAGCCCGUGCUAAUGGCAGUGGGCUACGCCACGUUAACGACCCUGGUCCUGUGCUGCAGUCCCCGUGUCAAAGACACGAUUCUCAGCCAGUGGAUAUGCCAGGACGAGGUGAGCGAAAGCGCAGUGGAGGAAUCAGCUAGCGUAGGGUUCCCUGCAGCGGAGGAUUCAGUUAGCGUAGGUUUCCCUGUAGGCGAGUCAGCAGAGGUCGAUGAGACGUUGUCGAUCGGGAGCUCGGACCCCCCCGAGCCCGUCAAGAAAACCUGGCUCUGA
Molecule: messenger RNA, 3966 nt
Organism: Symbiodinium natans
Lineage: Eukaryota; Dinophyceae; Suessiales; Symbiodiniaceae
Source: the annotation of a GenBank genome assembly